Molecule: messenger RNA, 4058 nt
Organism: Frieseomelitta varia
Lineage: Eukaryota; Metazoa; Arthropoda; Insecta; Hymenoptera; Apidae
Gene: TP53INP
Product: tumor protein p53-inducible nuclear protein 2
Exons: 5
Coding region: 694-1584 (296 amino acids)
Biological process (GO): positive regulation of DNA-templated transcription; autophagosome assembly
Cellular component (GO): autophagosome; nucleus
Source: RefSeq, a predicted model, not a curated record
UCCGUUCCGUUCCGUUUCGUAGGAGAAGGGACCGAUUCUCUAGCUGUGUGUGUGUGUGUGUGCGGCCACAGAAGCAUGAAUGCAUGUGCGUGAGUGUGUGGGGCAUCCCGCGAUGCGUCGUCCCGUGCAUUCGUGUGGGUUUCCUUGCUCGAACCAUCUAAUUGUGUUACUGCAUCGAAGGAAAACUACAUUCGUAGGCGCCCACUUGUUCCUUGUCCCUGUCUGACGAGAAGAGAGAGAAUGUCAACGCGAGAAAGACAGAGAGAGAGAGAGAGAGAGAGAGAGAGAGAGAGAGAGAGAGAGAGAAAACGAUAGAGCGUGAAUUCGAGAUCAAGGUCGUUGUCACAGAGAGAUAGAUCGAACGCGCGUCCUCCUAGUACACGUCUACGUACGUAUUCCCUUGUACGUGCAUUCUAUAUGCCUUCGCAAGUGUGUGCACAUACGGAAAUAUCACGGUUUUUUCGGCGCUCGCGUGUACGUGAUCCUUCAGUCGGUGUCGGGGCACGUCGGUACACGACGAAUACAGGGAGCGACGAUACCGACCGUGCGCGGCGUAGGGGCCCAUAUUCCGUGAAAGUGAUUAGAAGAAGACAGAGAGCGGCCUUGUAACGCGGUCAGGAUCGAAGUGCGAAGAUGUAGAGCCGUGGUUUUGUGCGCGUGGCGGUGAUAGAGCACGAAAAAGAAGGAGGAAGGAUGAUGCAGCGAGAGCGGGGGCCGAGCGAGAGACAGAUAUAUCACUAUACGCUAAAGAGCAAGAAGAAGAAGAAGAAGAAGAAGAAGAAGAAGAAGAAGAAGAAGAAGAAGAUCAGGAUGCUGAACAGCUUAGCGAACUACCUACUCGGUGGUAAUAUCACCGGCGGGCAAGGUUCGCGGGAAGGGUCCAAUAACCAAAUCCCGGAGGCCUGCCCGGUAAUGGCGAGGCUCAGGCAGGUGGAGGUUGAGGGCGAUGACUGGAUCCUCAUUGACCGUGCUGAAUCGCCAGCAAGUUCCACCACUUCCUCCCUCGACUCCAAUUUAGGUGAGGGCGCGUCGGCGCUGGAGGAGUCGUGGUACCUAACCCCUCCGCCGUGUUUCACACGGGCGGGACCCGUGAACGUAGAGACGUCACCGCUAGAGGACCUGCUAAUAGAGCACCCGAGUAUGUCUGUUUACCGGGCCACAGCGUCUCCGGUCGCCCCCGAAACCCCACCGCCUACGCCGGACGCGCCUGACGAACGUAACGUCGAGGAAAACGUGGUUCUGCGAGACGUGGUACCCGGCGCGAGCGUGGCCAUGGCGACGCAAGCUUUGCCGGAACGUCGUAACCCCAGGAGAAGUCAAAUUGCAGAGCAAGAGGAUCGUAGACCGUCAAUCCACGAUGGCAGACCCCCUGCCGAUCGUUCGCGCACAACAGAGCAAAGGAUAGCUCAGUUACGAUCGGCGCAAAAGGUUUUGGAAAAAAGGUGCACGCAGGCUCUAAAGAGAGGCCGCCUGGAGAGGAGUAACAAGUUGAGAGAGGUGUUCAGUGUCAAGGGCAAACGGCCACGCCGCCAGGACCGCUUGCGCAUCCAAAACAGUGGCGCGAACAACAACCGGAAAUGCUAGUCAUUCGAUCUCAGGCCAAGGUGUACUCAAAUACCUUCUUCCUAAAACAGGCACAUACAGGAAAAGCCACACUGCAUUACAGAGAAAAAAGAAACCAUUAUAAAAGAAAGAUGAAAGCCAACAAGACGAAAGGAAGAAACGAAUAGAAAAUAGACAAGCUGAAGCAGAAAAACAUUUUCAUUUCUGAAGCCCCUAUAUAUUGCGCCCGUGAAACACGCAGAUCGCAUAAAUCGGUCAACGCAUAGAAGCUAACCGAGAAACAAAGAAGGAAUGAUAAUGAAGAUGAAAGGAGAAAUAAUGAAGAAUAACGAUGAAUCACGUGGGGAAACAAAUGACACGAAAGGAUCACGUGUAGAAGCUGGGGCAAAUAUGCGGAAUGUUCUCUUCAAGAUUUUGUAUUAGUUGAGCCGCUCCUUCGCGUACAAAGAAAACAGAAAAAGAAAAAGGAACAUUGGAACAAUUUUUUUCGAAGAAGAAGAGUUCGUACAAAGGAGAAGAUUAAAAACUGACUUCUUUCGGAAAGAAAAAUUGAAGAAAGCUUCGUACAAACUUGGAUGUCUUUUGCUGACCGAGGAGAAAAAGUAUAUUUGAUCCGCUGUGAGAGUUUCGUAUCUAGAAUAUUGCGUAUAAUGGCGUGUGUAUGGUAAACGUCGAUUGGAUCGUGUGUAUAAUUUUUAGCCCCUACUUAUCGUUAGUAUGGGCAAAUGUGUCUCAACGUAUGUUUUAACACGUUAGUUCUUUCUUUUUUUUUUUUUUUUUUUUUUUUAUUUAAUUUAAGUUGUUUAUACGUUUGUGCUGCCUGUGGGAGCGUAACUUUUAGCGUAACAGCCCGUAACCUAAACGAUCGUUUUCCCUUUCACUCCCCUACCCGAAGAUGGCGUGCGAAUCGUCAUCUUGCUUUCAUGGACCGAUCCACGCUCAGAUGGCGCGACAGUCGAAAAGGGCCAGAAACACUUCGGGACCACCAUGUCCUUUGAGUUUCACGUUACGAUAAGUUUAUUCCUGCCGAAUUUUAUCAGUUGUGAAUCGUUUAGCGUGACUGGACUGUGGAUUUAUGUUAAUUUGCUUUUUUUUUUUUUGUUUUAUGUGUGAGUUAAUUUUUUAAUUGGCUUUGAAAAUUCUCUAACACGUAGUAUAAGUUUAGGUUUAGGCUUUAUUCUAUUCGAAUUAUUGAUUCAUUUUUUUACUAAUUUUUAAUUCUAUUUGAAUUUCUAAAAUUAAUUAUCAAGUUAAUUAUAGAGUAUCAAUUAAGUAUCAGAUAAGUAUCAAAUUAGUAUUAUAAUUGGUACUUAUCAAAUUAGUGUAAUCGAUUUAUUUCAUUUUACUAAUUUCUAAUUCUAAUUAGUCGUAAUUAUCAAAUUAGUGUCAUGUUAAUUAUGAUAUAUCUAUCAAAUAAUAACGAUGUAUCUAUCAAAUUAUUAUCGAGUUAACCAUAAAUUAAGUAUAAAAUUGUAUCAAAUUACAUAAAAUCCGCAGUCUAAGUAUGAUGACUAAGUAUGAGAUAGAAAAAAUUAUGAGCAUGAUGUAUUAUGUGGUAAUUUUCAAAAUGGCUCCGGAGAAAGCUGAUAGUCGUAGAACGUCCAUUUCAUAGAUAUCGUUACCUUCUUUCUUGAAAACACGAGUGUCACUGCAGAUUUUCCUGAAUUUGUGUGAAAUUUGUGCAAAAAUGUACAAAAUGUGCAUAAUAUUUGAAGUGCUCAAUGCGCAGUAUAUCUAUAGUACGCACAUAAUAAAAAAAAAAAGAUAUUCGAAGUAUCCGAAAGCAAAGUAUACAAAUACUUUUAUCGAGUCAUGUAAAAAAAAUCAGAGAUUUAUAUAUUAUGCAGUGUAAAUGUACAGGAUGUUCGCUAUGUAUUACAGAGCUUGUAAAUGGUAAGUUUACCAUUGUAAUAUUUUUUUUUUAUAGUCACCAUGAUGGCGCACUACAUUUUUUAUACUUGCGACAUUGCUCAAAAAACAAGAGUGACCAUUUUUUGGAAUGGUAUGAUAUACUUUUUAAUCCAUUAAGUGGAUGGAGCUGGACAUUCUCUGUAAAGAAAAAAUCGAAAAAUUAUUUAGGGGAUAUUACAAUUUUGUGAAAUCUAUCUUAUAGAAAACAAGGAAGGACAGGGGCAGUAUUCUUGUGUUUAUACUGUUCUUGUCUUUCAUGUAUAAAUUUUACAAAAUUAAAGUUAAAAUAUAUCUACUAAACUAAUAAUUUUUCGACACAAUACUUUUUUUUUAUGGAAAAUGUCAAACCCUCGAAUAGUGGAUUAAAAAAUAACUAUUCCCUUUGAAAAAUUGAGCAACAACCGUUGUUCCAUUUCUUGAACAAUUACAGAAAAUUGAUGUGCGCUGUCAUGUUGCAAAUUUUUUCAAAAAGUUACCAUUUACGAGGAAGACACAGCGAACAACCAGUGUCAACUGCGCGUAGCGUGCAAAAAUCUAUAAAAUAUCCAGACUGAUGAUAAAUAAAAAUAUUCUGACUGACCAAA